UUUACUCGUGGUUCCUUCUUCAUCGUGGAGAUCUUUCUAUACUCAUUCAUCCAUUGACCAAAGAACUAGUCAAGGAUCAUACUUCUCGAAGUGCUUGGAUUGGACCAUCUGUUCCGUUAGAUGUUGAGCAUCUCCCACCGAUUUUAAAAAAGACUCCUUUACAAUAUCCAGAGUUGGGGUUAGGUUAUUCAGCUCGCACUGAAUAUUUAGAUUCCAAUGAAUAUGCAGUCCUCGAGGAUGACUUAGCUUCCAAUGAUGAUUAA
Molecule: messenger RNA, 263 nt
Organism: Cetraspora pellucida
Lineage: Eukaryota; Fungi; Glomeromycota; Glomeromycetes; Diversisporales; Gigasporaceae
Source: the annotation of a GenBank genome assembly